Priceomyces carsonii is the source of this 954-nucleotide messenger RNA. Its product is annotated as putative phosphomutase. Bases 1 to 954 code for a protein of 317 amino acids. Gene Ontology annotation, molecular function: phosphatase activity. Gene Ontology annotation, cellular component: cytoplasm. The record is from RefSeq and is a predicted model, not a curated record. The transcript has a single exon. Lineage: Eukaryota; Fungi; Ascomycota; Pichiomycetes; Serinales; Debaryomycetaceae.
AUGUCUAUCACUCCAUCGAGAUUGGAUGUCCAAGAUUCAUAUUACUCCAAGGAUGAGAUUGAUGAUUACCGUUCGAAAUUGAAUAUUUUGCAUCAACAACUUGAAACGUACUGGAAAUUUGAGGUAGUCGAUGAGCUUUUCAAGCAAUCUUCACCGGAUACUGAUGACACCACUUUUGACUAUAUGAAAGAGAAUUUUGGCCGGAUGCACUCUUGGGAUACGAUUUAUCAGAGAAUAGAAGAGUUGAACAAGAAAGGUGGACCGAACGAGUCCUACAAGCUAUUGUUUCUUGCUAGGCAUGGCCAAGGAUAUCAUAAUCUAGCUCACGCAAAGUAUGGAAAUGAACUUUGGGACGAUUACUGGUCUAAGUUGAAUGGCGAUGGGUCACUUACGUGGGGGCCAGAUCCACUCUUGACCGAUCUUGGUGUGCAACAGGCCAAGGAAAACCAUCAGCAAUGGAAAAUCGAGAUUAAAGAACAUGGGGCUAGGGCUCCAACAAGAUGGUUUGUCUCCCCCUUAAGCAGAUCCAUCGAUACGUUAAUUUAUACGUGGGAUGGAAUUGUAGAUGUCAAAAAAGUCGAGCCUUAUAUCAUGGAGAAAUUGAGGGAGACAGUCGGCAUUCAUACGUGCGAUAAAAGAUCUACUAGAUCUAUAAUUCUGAACAAAUAUGAAGAUCAAGGACUUACUAUAGAGCCUGGAUUUGCAGAAGAGGACAUCUACUUUAAGACAGACUAUAGAGAAACAUUCGCAGAGCAUGGCAUUAGAAUGAACAAGGCUUUGCAAGAGAUUUUCGAUGCAACACAAGACGACUCAAUCCUCAGUCUUACGACUCAUUCAGGAUCCAUAAGAACUCAAUUACUAGUACUCGGACAUCGACCAUUUGCAAUGGGCACCGGUGCGAUGAUACCGCUUGUAGUAAAAGGAACAAAGGUGAACAAAACAUCCAGUUUGUAG